Molecule: messenger RNA, 4624 nt
Organism: Falco peregrinus (peregrine falcon)
Lineage: Eukaryota; Metazoa; Chordata; Aves; Falconiformes; Falconidae
Gene: CBFA2T2
Product: CBFA2/RUNX1 partner transcriptional co-repressor 2
Exons: 11
Coding region: 331-2049 (572 amino acids)
Biological process (GO): DNA-templated transcription; negative regulation of DNA-templated transcription
Cellular component (GO): nucleus
Molecular function (GO): transcription corepressor activity
Source: RefSeq, a predicted model, not a curated record
GCCGAGGGUGUGUGCCUCUAAGCUGGGUAUUCUGGCAAGGUGGAGAGCUGGUCUGUUUGGCAGGACCUUCCCAUCUGGGAUCCAUCUGUGUUUCCCUGGAAUCGGACAGGCGGCUCCAGGCAGUGAGAAAUCGCAGAUGUGUGGGACCUGACGCAUGUCCAGCUAAUGAAAGGAGAAGGCAGGCUGGGCUCCGGCUGCGCUCGAAGAUCACAAGCGGAGGAGGAGGAAGAGCGCUUUUCUUUAUAUUUCAAAGAAACUAGGUGUAUUCAACAGCAACUGGAUCCUUGCAACAUUGCUGUUUAGGUUGCUGGUGAGAAGAGGGUGCCAGUGAUGCCCGGAUCGCCCGUGGAAGUGAAGAUACAGUCCAGGUCCUCUCCUCCCAACAUGCCGCCGCUGCCCCCCGUGAACCCUGGUGGCCCCCGGCCAGUGUCCUUCACCCCGACUGCACUGCCCAAUGGAAUAAACCAUUCCCCUCCGACGCUGAACGGGGCACCAUCCCCCCCCCAGAGGUUUAGCAACGGUCCUUCCUCCUCCUCCUCCUCCUCGCUGACAAACCAGCAGCUCCCUGCCACGUGUGGUGCCCGGCAGCUCAGCAAGCUGAAGCGGUUCCUCACCACCCUGCAGCAGUUUGGAAACGACAUUUCGCCGGAGAUCGGGGAGAAGGUCCGGACCCUUGUCCUGGCAUUAGUGAACUCAACGGUGACAAUCGAGGAAUUUCACUGCAAGCUGCAAGAGGCAACAAACUUCCCCCUUCGGCCAUUUGUGAUCCCCUUUCUGAAGGCCAACCUCCCGCUGCUGCAGAGGGAGCUGCUGCACUGCGCCCGGGCUGCCAAGCAGACGCCCUCCCAGUACCUGGCGCAGCACGAGCACAUCCUGCUGAACACCAACACCACAUCCCCCGCUGACUCCUCCGAGCUGCUGAUUGAGGUGAACGGGAAUGGGAAGAGGCACAGUCCAGACAGAAGGGAAGACAGCAGCUUUGAGAGGGAGCCGCUGCCAACAGAGCCUCCAGCCAAGAGGGUGUGCACCAUCAGCCCUGCGCCCCGGCACAGCCCUGCCCUGACCAUCCCCCUGAUGAACCCCGGGGGGCAGUUCCACCCCACGCCGCCACCCCUCCAGCACUACACCUUGGAAGAUAUUGCCACGUCCCACCUCUACAGGGACCCCAGCAAGAUGUUGGAGCACAGAGAGAUUCGGGACAGACAUAGUGGUCUUGGUUUGAAUGGGGGAUACCAGGACGAGCUGGUGGACCACCGCUUAACGGAGAGGGAGUGGGCUGACGAGUGGAAGCAUCUUGAUCAUGCACUGAACUGCAUCAUGGAGAUGGUGGAGAAGACGCGGCGCUCGAUGGCCGUGCUGCGGCGCUGUCAGGAGGCCGAUCGGGAAGAGCUCAACUACUGGAAGAGGCGAUGCAGCGAGACGGCCGAGCCGCGCAAGGCGGGCAGCGAGCUCAUCUCCCGGCAGCACAGCCCCAGCAGCUCCGACUCCAUCGGCAGCGAUUCAUUGCGGGAGUUCAGCAGCAGGUCGGGAACGGGCUACGUCACCGAAGAGAUAUGGAAAAAAGCUGAAGAAGCCGUGAACGAGGUGAAGCGCCAGGCGAUGUCGGAGGUGCAGAAAGCAGUGGCAGAGGCCGAGCAGAAGGCGUUUGAGAUGAUUGCCUCUGAGAGGGCUCGGAUGGAGCAGACUAUAGCGGACGCCAAGCGCCAGGCCACUGAGGAUGCUUUCUUGGUGAUAAACGAACAGGAGGAGUCUACAGAGAGUUGCUGGAACUGUGGUCGCAAAGCCAGCGAGACAUGCAGCGGCUGCAACAUUGCCCGGUACUGCGGCUCCUUCUGCCAGCACAAGGACUGGGAGAGGCACCACCGAAUCUGCGGGCAGGGCCUGCACGGCCAGAGCAAGCCGCUGGCUCUGCCCACGGGCCGGUCGGCAGCUGCUACCGUCAAGAGCCUCGACGGCGUGCCCAGCCCAGCCCUCGAGAAGACUUCGGCGACCACCUCCCGGUCCUCCACCCCAGCAUCCGUGACAGCAAUAGAUACGAACGGACUCUAAAGGGGAAGUUUUGGUUCACUCCAUUUGAUCAGUUUCUCUGGUUUUUUUUUAAGCUGAAAAGAAAAAACCCUGCAGCAACUUGUAUUACUUGACACAUUUGACACAUUGCGUCACCUCCUCGGAGUGCCGACACUCAGGCUUUGCCAUCUCAUUCUGCCUUUUUCUCUCGUGGCUCGUGGAGAACUCAGGUGAGCCCUGCCCUCCGUGCCUGUCUCUGCUGCAGGGGGGUACCAGAGCAUCAUUCAGGACCUGGAGGACACUGGGCCACUUGCUCAGGGGGACCUGCACUCGGCGGAGAGGGCUGCCAGCACACGCAGGAGAUGCUCAGCGUGUGGUGCCCGACCAGGGAGCCCUGUCUGCAGGCGUCAAACGUGCUCAAGCUCAUUUCUUGAGGUGUCUGAGCCGCCGCCUCCUUCAGCCACCUUUCUUCUAUAACAUGCAUCAGUUUUUUUUCCCUUGCUCCCAGACAGCGGUGUCCCAGAUGGCCGUGCUGGCCGGCUGUUGCUGUGAACAGACCAGAGCUGAUCUCCCAGCAGGAGCAUCGUGUCCUCUACUGCAACGGCAGAAGCUGAGCCCACUGCUCUCCUCCUGCCUGCAGGUUGGCAGCUGAUGAUUGCAGGGACAGAGAGGAUUUGUCUGCUCUAAACCAAAUGUCAGAACCAGGGAGGUACAGACAGUCGCUUCUGGAUGGCCUGGUUUUAAUCCUGUUUUGUGAUGGGACAGACAGUUGCGUGUUACCUUGGGUGGGACCUUUGCUGAGGGGAAGUGUUCAGAGCAAGUCUGGAUGGGUUGUGGGCAGUUACUGCCCUUUCCACCCGGGUAGUGUUGUUUUUCUAUGCAGGAAGUGUUGAGUUUGGGUUUUUUUCACUGCAUGGAAAUUGUUGGUUUGAGAGUUACUGCCAUUGUUUUUAACCACAGAGAUCCUCACGAUUGCGAUGGGUUAUUUAUGGUCUGUUCUCUCAACAUGCGUUGGCCAAACUAUUAAAAUGAAUGGAGGACUUGCAGUCCUACAUCGGUUCUUACCCCCAGCCCCAGGGAGCUCCUGCGGUGCUGCUCCAAGGCCAGCUGUGCUCCUCCCUGCAGGGAUGCACAGGGAUGCGCAGCCACCGCUGCCUCAUCCAGCCUUCAGAGACUGUCCCGAGAAUGCAGGCUUGGAGAGUGAGGUCCCACAGGGAUGCCGUGGUCAGCCUGGGAAGAGCCAUCGCUUGGGGAGUCCCUGCUGGGGCGUGGAAGGAGGGAUCCAGGGCAGUGCAAACCCUGUGUCAGGGCACAGCAGGCUCAUCUCGGAUGCUUCACGGAGGUCAUCAGAGGCGCAGCCCAUGGGAGCGAUGGGCAUGUGCCAUCCGAGAGCUGCCCCGAUUUCCCACGCUGCACGCAAAUGGGCUCUAGAAAAACAUCCAUUCAGCAAAGCCGUGUUUCCAUGACUGUUUUUGUGUGAUUGCUGGGCUGGAGCCCAAUGAGGCGAGUAAUUCCCAAAUUAUUUUUGAUCACUUUUUCAAUUGGAGGUGAAUAAUGAAGAUAUAAUGAAUCAUCAUUGAGUUUGCAGUGGUGCUGCUGGCUGCCUGGGGAUAAACCGGCAACCCCCUGAAGCACCGCCGUCCCCGAGGGAAAGCUGGAAGCGGCUGUCGCGGGCUAGGGCCGGCGAUUCCCGAGUCUGCAAGGUUUUAUUAUGCAAAAAAGCCACGAAGUUGGCUGGUGUUCAAGAUGGCUCUCGAGUGGCAGUUGGGAGCAUCUCCCCUGUGUCCCCCAGGAGCCGGGGCUGCCGGCUGCAGCAGAGCCCUUUGCCACGGACGCGGCUCCUGGGUGCUGUGCCGCUGGGAUUAGGGCAGCCCUGAAUGGGGGUGGCACUCGAGCCACCCUGACCCGCAGCAGCCACAGGAUGGUGUCCCCCAGCCUGGAGGUGUUUACCCCAGGAGAGACGGGGGGAGGCCGAGUCCCGAUCUGCGGCAGCCCCGGGCUGCCCUGCCUGCUGCGCCCGUCGCCGAGCUCCUGGGAAGCUCCGGCUCUGUCCCUGCCGCUUCGGCAAAGCUUAACAAGGUUUGUGGUGCCCACGCUGGCAGCAUGGAGGAGGACACCCCACUCCUGUCCUGCCGCACGGGGACAGCACGAAUCCGGAGCAGCCUCAGGUAAAUAACGGCUGGUUGUGAUGCUGCAUCUGACCUAACACUGUGGGUCAGCGGCGGCCGGCGGCCACGAGGGCUGGUGCAGAGUGAAGAGCAAGGCAGGGCUGGAAGAAAUUGCUUGUAAAUAGAUUGUCUUCCAUAAUUCUCAUGCAACUUUGAUGGCAGUGUAUUAAAAUUAACCCCUGUGUAAAUGAAUUAAAUACUAACAGUCAUGAUUAGAAUGAUUGCUUUUUUUUUUUCUCACAUGGAAUGAUAAAUAUGAAAUUUGGACAUGGGAAGACAUUAGGUUGAGGUUUCUAUUUUUUUUGACAUUUAAUUCUGUAAUAGAAAUUUGUUACUUCAUUCCUGUGCAUAACUUAUUUAAUGUACUGUAUAAAGGAACCCAAACUGAUACAGAUGUAUUUAGUUUGUUCUACUCAAAAGUAGUCAAUAAAAAGACUAUAUUCAUCAUA